Messenger RNA from Rotaria sordida, 1107 nucleotides. The record is from the annotation of a GenBank genome assembly. Lineage: Eukaryota; Metazoa; Rotifera; Eurotatoria; Philodinida; Philodinidae.
AUGGGUGUUCUUGAACGUAUAGCCGAUAUUGAAGCCGAAAUGGAAAAAACUCAAAAAAAUAAAGCAACAGCACGUCAUUUAGGUUUACUUAAAGCACAAUUAGCUAAAUUACGACGUGAAUUAAUUGAUCCAAAAGGUAGUGGUGGUGGUGGAAAAGGUGAAGGUUUUGAUGUUGCUAAAACUGGUGAUGCUCGUAUUGGUUUUGUUGGUUUUCCAUCAGUUGGAAAAAGUACAUUAUUAACAAAUUUAGCUGGUGUUUAUAGUGAAGUAGCAGCUUAUGAAUUUACUACACUUACAACAGUACCUGGUGUUAUACGAUAUAAAGGUGCAAAAAUUCAAUUACUUGAUUUACCCGGUAUUAUUGAAGGAGCUAAAGAUGGUAAAGGUCGUGGUAAACAAGUUAUUGCAGUUGCUCGAACAUGUAAUCUAAUAUUUAUUGUACUUGACGUACUUAAACCAUUAGGUCAUAAACGUUUAAUUGAAUAUGAACUUGAAGGUUUUGGUAUACGUUUAAAUAAAGAACCACCAAAUAUUUAUUUUAAACGUAAAGAUAAAGGUGGAUUAAAUUAUCAAGCAUUAGUACAACAAACAUCACUUGAUCUUGAAACAGUUAAAGCUAUACUUGGAGAAUAUAAAAUACAUAAUGCUGAUAUUAUUUUACGUUGUGAUGCAACUGAGGAUGAUAUUAUUGAUUUAAUUGAAGGCAAUCGUGUUUAUGUUCCAGCUAUAUAUAUUUUAAAUAAAAUUGAUCAAAUAUCAGUUGAAGAAUUAGAUAUUAUCUAUAAAGUACCUCAUUGUGUACCUAUAUCAGCUCAUCAUAAAUGGAAUUUUGAUGAUUUACUCGAAAAAAUGUGGGUAUAUUUAAAACUUGUAAGAAUUUAUACAAAACCAAAAGGUCAAUUACCAGAUUAUUCAGCACCUGUUGUACUUACACAAGGACGAAGUUCAGUUGAAGAUUUUUGUAAUAAAAUUCAUCGAGCUAUUUUACAAGAUUUUAAAUAUGCACUUGUUUGGGGUGCUUCUGUUAAACAUCUUCCACAAAAAGUUGGUAAAGAACAUGCACUUCUUGACGAAGAUGUCGUACAAAUUGUCAAAAAAACUGGUUAA